Messenger RNA from Pyricularia pennisetigena, 1902 nucleotides. RefSeq lists its product as uncharacterized. NCBI's taxonomy places the organism in Eukaryota, Fungi, Ascomycota, Sordariomycetes, Magnaporthales, Pyriculariaceae. The record is from RefSeq and is a predicted model, not a curated record. The transcript has 5 exons. Gene Ontology annotation, cellular component: cytosol; membrane. The coding region runs from base 1 to 1902 and encodes 633 amino acids. Gene Ontology annotation, biological process: glycolytic process; gluconeogenesis. Gene Ontology annotation, molecular function: ADP binding; phosphoglycerate kinase activity; ATP binding.
AUGACUUGGGAAUUAAACCGCCGACGAAUUAUUCGUACGGUCAACUCUAAAUACAUUUUCGACAGGGUGCCCCUCCUCCACUUCCUCAUAUUCCUCGUCGAGAUGGCUUUCGUUGCUAGGCUUACUUCGCGCUACAAUGCGUACUACGAGGAGCGUCCUAUUCUCACGAUGAUGGUCACCAACGCGGUCCUGGGAGGCAUAGCAGAUACCGUCGCACAAACUAUAACCGCUGUUAAGCAGCGAGCCGCACGAAAGGGUCCGUUUCAUCCGAACCCCAAAGACGACCCUAUCGCCAUCGAGAUCCAGGAACUCGACCGCAAGAACCCCCUCAGCGAUCGCGACCUUAUCCCGGACUCACGUAUUCUCCCGCCCCCGUUUGACUUUGAGCGCUUGACACGCUUCAUGGCUUACGGCUUCUGCAUGGCCCCGGUCCAGUUCAAGUGGUUCAAGUUCUUGGAGAAGACCUUCCCGAUCACAAAGACGGCUGCUUUUGGCCCGGCGAUGAAGAGAGUGGCGUUCGACCAGCUGGUGUUUGCGCCGUUUGGCAUCGCCGCCUUCUUCACUGCUAUGACGAUCGCCGAGGGUGGCGGUAGGAGAGCUGUGCAGAACAAGCUGAGGGACAUGUAUGUGCCGACGCUCAAGGCCAACUUUGCGAUUUGGCCUGCGGUUCAGGUCAUCAACUUCCGCUUAAUGCCUGUUCAGUUCCAGCUGGUCGACUUCAACGUUCCCCUUGACGAGAACAAGAACAUCACCAACAACCAGCGUAUUGCCGGCGCCGUGCCAACGAUCAAGCAUGCUCUCGACCAUGGCGCCAAGACAGUAAUCCUGAUGUCGCAUCUCGGUCGGCCAAAUGGAUCGCCCAACCCCAAGUACUCGCUCAAGCCCGUCGUCCCCGAGCUUGAGAAGCUUUUGGGCGGCAAGAAGGUUACUUUCGCUCCUGACUGUGUUGGCCCUGAGGUCGAGGAAAUCGUCAACAAGGCUGGCGAGGGUGACGUCGUUCUAUUGGAGAACCUGCGCUUCCACAUCGAGGAGGAGGGCAGCGCCAAGGACAAGGAUGGCAACAAGACCAAGGCUGACAAGGCCAAGGUCGACGAGUUCCGCAAGGGCCUCACCAAGUUGGGAGACAUCUACAUCAACGAUGCCUUCGGCACUGCCCACCGUGCUCACUCUUCCAUGGUUGGCGUCGACCUUCCACAGAAGGCUGCUGGCUUCCUGAUGAAGAAGGAGCUCGACUACUUUGCACAGGCCCUCGAGUCACCCAAGCGCCCCUUCCUGGCCAUCCUCGGUGGUGCCAAGGUUUCGGACAAGAUCCAGUUGAUCGACAACCUGCUUGACAAGGUCAACACGCUCAUCGUUUGCGGUGGCAUGGCCUUUACCUUCAAGAAGGUGCUCGACGACAUGGCCAUUGGAAACUCGCUCUUCGAUGAGGCAGGAUCCAAGACCGUACCUAAGCUCAUGAAGAAGGCGCAAGAGAAGGGCGUCAAGGUCGUUCUCCCGGUCGACUUCAUUACUGCUGACAAGUUUGCUGCUGACGCCAAGACCGGGUCUGCUACGGAUAAAGAUGGCAUUCCUGAGGGCUGGAUGGGUUUGGACUGCGGCGACAAGAGUGUUGAGCUGUUCAAGGGCGCCAUUGACGAGGCGCAGACCGUUCUGUGGAACGGCCCCGCUGGCGUCUUUGAGUUUGACGCUUUCGCCAAGGGUACCAAAGCCACUCUUGACGCUGUCGUUAGUGGCUGCGGCAAGGGCAAGAUUGUAAUUAUCGGAGGUGGUGACACCGCCACCGUUGCGGCCAAGUACAAGGUUGAGGACAAGCUCAGCCACGUCUCGACUGGUGGUGGUGCCAGCUUGGAGCUCCUUGAGGGGAAGGAACUGCCUGGUGUCACCGCGCUCAGCAGCAAGUAA